Dimorphilus gyrociliatus is the source of this 1012-nucleotide messenger RNA. Lineage: Eukaryota; Metazoa; Annelida; Polychaeta; Dinophilidae. The record is from the annotation of a GenBank genome assembly.
UAUGAACAUCUUUAACAUAGUUCUUUUCACUGUAAGCGUAACAUUUCAAUCUUCUUACGGUCUAUUCGGCCUUUCGUCACAUCGUCCAUUAAAUUACCUACGAAAGCAAAAUUCUUCGUUAGAUUUUAUUAAAUCGGCUAAUUUACCAAGGAGUAUUCGCGGAUUCUUUCUCAACGAUCCUGGAUUUGCCGAAACAUUAAAGACUUCUAUUAAAUCGGCUAUAGCAACUUGCAAAUUGGUCAAUGACAAUUACAGAUGGAAUUGCCCGAUUAAAGAGCAUUUUAGGGAAUCGAUAUUGAGAAAAGGUUUUAAAGAAACGGCUUUCCUGCAUGCUUUACAAGCUUCGGCAAUAGUUAUAGAAUUCGCAAAGGCUUGUUCCAGCGGCGGUGUUGCUUUGUGUGGUUGUGCUGCCGGAACAUCUAAUGAAUCGUUGGAGAGAGGUGAAUGCAACGAUAAUAUCCGUUUCGGAAAAUCAGUUUUGCAGCAAUUGAUCAACUAUUCGAGAAAGAAGAAGUCUAAAUUGCAAAUGGUUAAUGAGCACAAUGCUAGGGUAGGUCUACAUUGGGUACGGAAGAGAACAAGGAGAAAAUGUAAAUGUUACGGAUUUUCUGGAAGCUGUGAGAAAAAAAUUUGCUGGAGAUCUACUCCAUCUAUGGGUAAAAUAGGCUCCCUUUUACAUAAGAGAAUGAUAAGGAGCGUAAAUGUUGAUAGGUCAACUUUAGAGAGGAAAGGACCAAAAAGAAAUAAAGGCUUAUCGAUUAUUGCUUCUAAAUUAUCGCUUGUCAGAACCACAAAAUCUCCCGACUUUUGCAGUGAUAGUAAGUAUAGUAAUGGAACUAAAAGACGGCGUUGUCAAAACGACAAACAUUGUAAAGUUUUGUGCUGCGGGAGAGGUUAUAGGAGAAAACGAGUGAGAAUUGAAACUACAUGCUGUCGCAUGAAAAAGACAUUAGGCUUUCCAACAUCUUGUCCCGAGUGUGCUAAGAUUAUUACAGUUAGACUAUGCAAAUAA